Messenger RNA from Adineta ricciae, 417 nucleotides. The record is from the annotation of a GenBank genome assembly. NCBI's taxonomy places the organism in Eukaryota, Metazoa, Rotifera, Eurotatoria, Adinetida, Adinetidae.
AUGUUUGAUAAUAUCUCGGAAAAUGAAUUGUUCGUCUGUUCACUUUGUGCAUCAAUGUGUACGAAUCAGAAGAAACAUCAAUUAGUAUCAACGAAAUGUGGACAUUUAUUCGGCAAGAAUUGCAUACGAAAACGAUUGAAAGAAACAGGACAAUGUCCUGUGUGUUUGAAGCAGUUUGAAACUCGUCGGGAUAAACAGUUACGACCGAUGUGUUUGUCAAGUGUUGUAACGAUAUUUCCGUUUGAAAUAGCUCGGAUGAGACAUGAACGAAAACAAUUACGAAUUCGAUUGCAUGAAAUGAAAAGUAAACUUGAACAAGUGAAAACAAAAUUGAAUAUGAAGAGAAGUCAAUUACAAACGAUAAAUAAGAAAUUAUUGAAAAACUCUCAACGAAAAAAUGCAUUGAUUUGCAAAUAA